This is a messenger RNA of Monodelphis domestica (gray short-tailed opossum), 3049 nucleotides long. RefSeq lists its product as uncharacterized. The record is from RefSeq and is a predicted model, not a curated record. Gene Ontology annotation, molecular function: DNA-binding transcription factor activity, RNA polymerase II-specific; RNA polymerase II cis-regulatory region sequence-specific DNA binding. NCBI's taxonomy places the organism in Eukaryota, Metazoa, Chordata, Mammalia, Didelphimorphia, Didelphidae. Gene Ontology annotation, biological process: regulation of transcription by RNA polymerase II.
ACUGUUUGGGGCUGAAGUCAUUCUCCUAAAGAAACUUCGGCUCCACAAGUCCGAAAGGAGCCGGUUCAGUGUCUAGUGCCCCAGCGGAGCUCCGGGCCACAAAUCUGGGCUGGCCUGGACGUGGGGUCCGGCGCGGGGCCCGGGGCCCAGGCAGUUCUUGGCUGCCCAGCAAUCACAGGGGGACCCCUGUGCUUUGCCAGCCUGGGCUGGCAAGCCAGCUCCAACCAAGAUGGAGCUCCUGAGGGUCAGAGGGAGGUACGCUCCAUUUCAGGCCCAAUCCCGAGGCCUCAGGGGCGGGGCGGCGGGGCCUGGGAGGGCCCAGAGCCCGGAGCCCGGUGAGUGCCAGCCUACGGAGGCCCCCCUUCUUCCUCCUCUUCCCCUUCCCACGCGGCCCCGCCUGGACUCCUCCUCCAGGAAGCCUUCGGGCCUGAGAUCGCCGGCUCGCGGCCUUCUGGGAACCCAGGGCUGAACGAGGGAGCUCGGGCGGUCAGAGCCCGGCUCUCGGCCCCUCGGCCCCUCGGCCCGGCCUCAGGCCCCGCCCCGCCUCGGCUGCCCUUUCCUGCUGCUGCCUCCUCCUCCCUUCGGACCUCCCGCUCAGCCUGUGCAGGAGUCAGGCCUGGCCCAAGAGGUGAGCAUGGAACCGGAGGGAACGAGAGCCGGCCCCCGGAGGACUCCGUUCCUGAGAUCGGUGACAUUCAAGGAUGUGGCUGUGGACUUCAGCCAGGAGGAGUGGUGCCUACUUGAUCCUUCUCAGAAGGAACUAUACAAAGAUGUCAUGCUGGAGAUCUCUCAGAGCCUUCUCUCCUUGGGGCUUCCAGUUCCCAAAGCCAAUGUGAUCUCCCAGGUGGACCAAGCAGAAACACCAUGGAUGCUGAAGCAAGUAGAUUCAAGGAGCUCUAGUCCAGAUGGGGAGAGCAAGCCUAAAACCAGAGAGACGACUCAAAAGCUAAGCAUUUCCUGUGAUUUAAAAUCGAGACAAAUCUUGGAUUCUGAUAUCAGGUUAGGGAAGAAGCAAGACAGCUGGGAGAGUCAUUCCAAACAUCUAAAGAUGUUCUUCAGGAAAAGUCCCGGUGAAAGGAGAAGUGAUGAAUUUAAUGAAUUUGAGAGAAAUUCUAAUCAAGACUCAAAGAUCCAUCAUGACCAAGCUGAACGGAGAAGGAGCUCCCAACGAUAUUCAGACCUGUUUGAAUGUAAGGAAAUCACCUCAGGGGAUGGAUAUUCCAAAUAUAGCGAACACAGUGACUGCCUUCCUGAGGAGAUGGAUCUCUUGGAGCAUCAUGGAGUGAAGGGCUUUCAAGAUGGUGACUGUGAGACAUCCUUUGGCCUGAGCCCAGAUCUCAUUAGUCAUCAGAAGAGUAAUGCUGGAGAAAUGUCUUAUAAAUAUCGUGAACAUGGUACGACUUUCACCCAAAACUCACCUCUUGGUCUACACCAGAAAGCUCCUCCAGGAAAGAAAUCCUAUGAAUGUAAUCAAUGCGGGAAGGCCUUUUUCCGGAAUACGGAUCUUAGUCAACAUCAGAAAAUCCACAGUGCAGAAAAGGCUUAUAAAUGUAGCGAAUGUGGGAAGGCUUUUAGCCAGAGUAGAGAUCUUCAUCGACAUCAGAGAAUUCACACUGGGGAAAAGCCCUAUAAAUGUAAUGAAUGCGGGAAAGCCUUUAGCUACAGCUCAUCCCUUAUUGCCCAUCAGAGAAUUCAUUCUGGAGAGAAACCUUAUGAAUGCAGCCAGUGUGGAAAGGCUUUCCGAAAUCACUCCAACCUUGCCGUCCAUCAGAGGAUCCACACUGGAGAGAAACCCUAUAAAUGCAAUGAGUGUGGGAAGGCGUUUAGCCAAAGCAGAGACCUCCUGAGACAUCAGAACAUUCACACGGGAGAGAAACCCUAUAAAUGUAAUGAGUGUGAGAAGGCUUUCAGCCAGAGCAGAGACCUUCUCAGGCACCAGAAUAUUCACACUAGAGGGAAGCCGUAUAAGUGUAAUGAAUGCGACAAGUCCUUCAGCCAGAGCACAUCCCUUCUCACCCACCAGAGUAUCCACGCUGGAGAGCGGCCCUAUAAGUGUAACGAGUGUGGCAAAGCCUUCAGCCGAAGCUCAAAUCUUCGAGUACACCAGAGGAUUCACACUGGAGAGAAGCCUUACAAAUGCGAUGAAUGUGGGAAGGCUUUUAUCCUGAAAUCAUCGCUCAUUUUACACCAGAAGGUUCACACUGGAGAGAAAACCUCCAAAUGCAAUCAACGUGGAAAGGCUUUCAGACAGAAUUUUCAUUUUGCUGCCCAUCAGAGAAUUCAUCCUGGAGAGAAGCCCUAUAAAUGCAAUGGAUGAAGGAGGGUCUUUGCCUGCAGUUCGUACCUUACCGGAUGGGACACGAGGACCGAAUCGAACUGAUGUGAGAAAGAAGGUCUUUAGAUGGAGCCCAGACCUUGUAAGAGGCUGGGAAAUUCAUGCUGUUGGGAAAGCCAUAGAAAUGCAAUGAUGUUUUCUGUGAAUGCCUUAUUUCUGUCAUUUCUUAUUGCCCAAUAAUAUUCCACAUUCAUAGACGAUUCUUUCUUCUCUCAUUUCUCCGAUGAUUAGCAUAUUUUUUAUGGGCAGUUCUUUACUACCAUGAAAAGUGCUGCUGUGGAUAUCCCACUGGAUAGUGGACCUUUCCAUCUGGCACUGACUUUGGGGAAUAGAAGCCUGGUAGUAAAGUUGGUUGGCCAAAAGGUGCAGAGAAUUGUGACUUUUCUUGUAUAAUCGCUUUGUACAGUAAAUAAAAUUUGUUUCAAGUUUUGUUAGCUUUGAAAUUUAGAAACACUAGCAAGUAGAACCCUUGCCACACGCAAACACGUUUCUGCACAAAACUGGUGAAACUCGAUUACGUUUAUCUUUUAAAAAAUUUAGUUUAUAAUCCUUCAGUAUGUUCUCUCCAAAGAUCAUUCAUUUAUUUUUGUUUCCCUCUGAACUUGUCAUCUGUCCAAUGUACUUCCUCCACAUCCUUGUCACUUGUUACUCUUUGAAAACUUUGAAUCGGUAUCAUUAAACCUUUUCCCUCAGUCAUCCUGCCACAAGCAAAAA